Messenger RNA from Dalotia coriaria, 324 nucleotides. RefSeq names its product acyl-coenzyme A thioesterase 13-like. The record is from RefSeq and is a predicted model, not a curated record. The coding region runs from base 1 to 324 and encodes 107 amino acids. Lineage: Eukaryota; Metazoa; Arthropoda; Insecta; Coleoptera; Staphylinidae. The transcript has 3 exons.
AUGCCUAAAGCACAAUGGUUGAAUCAAUACUUGAAAUCAGCUCCGGUUAGAAAUGGAUUUGAUAAAGUCUUACGAAAUGUUAAUAUAUUGCAAGCUGAUCAAGGUAGUUGUGUUGCCACUGUUAAAGUAACAAAAGGUGAUGUCAAUCCACUAGGAGCAUUACACGGAGGGUACAUGAAGGGAGUAAAAGUUGAUGAUGAAGUCAAGCUAAUUUCAAAGUUGAUUAAAGCUGGCAAGUCCUUUGCUUUUCUGGAUAUUGAACUUCGCAAUCUCAAGACUGAUCAACUGCUAGUUAAAGCAGAACAAACUAAGUUUAAAGUUUAA